Molecule: messenger RNA, 1908 nt
Organism: Drosophila gunungcola (fruit fly)
Lineage: Eukaryota; Metazoa; Arthropoda; Insecta; Diptera; Drosophilidae
Gene: CAH13
Product: carbonic anhydrase 6
Exons: 2
Coding region: 213-1877 (554 amino acids)
Cellular component (GO): cytoplasm
Molecular function (GO): zinc ion binding; carbonate dehydratase activity
Source: RefSeq, a predicted model, not a curated record
GGAUUCUAGAACCUACCCACAACUCAGUCACAUAAACACAUUCGCCUACGGAACAGUGAUACUACUGCGACUUGAAAAAUAAAUUGGAAAUCUAAAGGGAGCGGAAAGUUUUGUUUUUGGAUUCGGUUUUUUGGUACGUUACUACGUUUGCAGAUACUUUCUUUACUCCGCCAUUGUUACACUCAAUGCAAGUCCGGAUCUAUUGACCGAAGAUGUUUGACACCGCAUUGGGCACUAUUUUGGGACUGGUGGUGCAGCUGAUUUGCAUGGUAAUUGGCCAGGUCCUGGUACAGAUGGUCCAGCAUCCACUGAUCACGACGGGACUUUGCCUGCUGGCGGGAUUAGCCUACCAGGCGGACCAGGAGUCACUCAAGGAAGCCUACCAGCGGGUGCUGCUAUGGGUGAGAUUGCACCUACGAUUUGGGCGGUUGAACAGCUUCUACUGGAAGCAUCCUGGUGCGGGAUAUGCUUACGACAUGGAUCACGGUCCGCACACCUGGUUGGCAAAAUCCGGGGCAAGUAGCGAGUUUCUGGAGGCAGAAAACCACUUUCAGAGCCCCGUCAACAUCGAUGAGAGCCAAGUCCAACGCUUGGCCAUUAGGGAGUUGCUGAACUGGAACCACUACGACGAUCUUCCAGCCAGCAUCCAGCUGGAGAAUACGGGCCAAACGCUGGUGCUGCGGGCCCAGUUCCAUGGCAACGCACCCACGAUCAGUGGGGCCGAUCUGCUGGCCAGCUACACGUUUCUGGAGGUGCGGUUCCACUGGGGCUGGUGCAACAGCGAGGGCUCGGAGCACACAAUCAACCACCGCAAGUUCCCGCUGGAGAUGCAGGUGAUGCACCGGGCGGGAUCAGGGGUGCCCAGGCCCUGCACCAGUAGCUAUGACCUCCUGAUGAUCGGGUACGUCUUCGAGCUGUCCGCCCACAAUCCGUUCCUGGAUCCGCUGGUGCAGAACUUGCGGCUGGUCCAGAAGCCGGGCAGGCGGGUCCAGAUCCCGCCCUUUCCCCUUUCCUAUCUGAUGUACGUCUUCCGCACCGGGUUCUACUCGUACGGCGGGUCGCUGACCCACCCGCCCUGCUACCAGGGCACCGAGUGGUUCAUCUUUCCCGAGUCGCUGGCCAUCAGCGACUUCCAGCUGCGCCACUUCCGCCUGCUGCUCGGUCCGGACGGGAUCUCGCCCAUCACCCGCAACUGCCGGCCCGUGCAGCACAUGGGCAACCGGGUGGUCAACCUCAACUGCUUCUGUCCCUACAAUGCCGCCCAGCUGGCCCACCUCCACGUGGAGCUCUGCCAGCAGCAGCGGGCUCAGGAGGAGCAGGAGCAGCAGCUGGAACUGCAGCGGGAAUUGGAGCGGCAGCGGGAACUCGAAAGACGAAAGGAGCGGGAUCGGAAACUGGAACAUGAGACGGCGGCCAUCGUUGCCUCCGACGACGACGAGGGCCAGUUGGUGGAGACCAUCGAUACCACGACCAUAAUUACAAGUAGCAGCAACACUAGCAUCUGCAUGACCACCUUGAUGCCCAGGAUUCAGCCGGAGCAGAAGCCCCAGAUGCCUUCGUCCUCCCCAAAUGCCAGCCAGAGUUCGCUGCGCAAUCCUGGCGUUGUGAUUUUCAACAGUGUCAAUGAGACCAAGUGUGCAGCUCCGGAGGAGCUUCCCAUCCGUGAUAACAGGGGACUGGGAUUGGGCGGCCAGAAUGGCUGCAAGGCCGAUGCCAUUUGCGGCAUGGGCGAUGGCGUCAACAUUGGGACACUCCACUUCUUGACCAAGCUGCACGACGAACUGGAGGGCCAACAUGGAACACCGGUCAGGGCCAACUGGGGGCCAGCUGCUGCUCUGUGCGAUGGGAACCAAUUGAAUCGCGUGCGCGUGGAUUAAACAAGUUUGCGUUUAUAUUUUCUGAAGCAUA